Oreochromis aureus is the source of this 717-nucleotide messenger RNA. It is a transcript of the gene fgf3, whose product is annotated as fibroblast growth factor 3. The transcript is spliced from 3 exons. Gene Ontology annotation, cellular component: cytoplasm. The coding region runs from base 1 to 717 and encodes 238 amino acids. The record is from RefSeq and is a predicted model, not a curated record. Gene Ontology annotation, biological process: positive regulation of gene expression; regulation of cell migration; fibroblast growth factor receptor signaling pathway. Gene Ontology annotation, molecular function: fibroblast growth factor receptor binding; growth factor activity. Lineage: Eukaryota; Metazoa; Chordata; Actinopteri; Cichliformes; Cichlidae.
AUGCUGGUGAUAGCUCUGCUGCUGUUGCUGAGCCUGUGGGAACCAGUUAGUCCACGGCCCCGCUGCGCUUCGGGCCAGGCUUGCGACCCCCGGCAUCGGAGAGACGCCGGGGGGCGCGGAGGAGUGUAUGAACACCUCGGAGGAGCGCCGAGACGCAGGAAACUUUACUGCGCUACUAAAUAUCAUCUGCAGAUCCAUCCUAACGGCAAAAUAGAUGGCUCGCUGGAUGAAAACAACCCGCUCAGCAUCAUGGAAAUCACAGCAGUGGACGUUGGUGUUGUGGCCAUAAAGGGGCUCUUCUCUGGGAGAUAUCUGGCCAUGAAUGAUAAAGGACGGCUGUAUGCAUCGGAAGUGUUCAACAAAGAGUGUGAGUUUGUGGAGCGAAUCCAUGAGCUGGGGUACAACACCUACGCCUCCCGCCACCACUCCACAGAGCAGACUGCUCCACCGGGAGGUGGCGGCAGCAGCAAGCGCCGGGCCAGCGCCAAGAGACAGUGGUACGUUUCCAUCAACGGCAAAGGGCGGCCACGGCGAGGCUUUAAAACCCGAAGCACGGACAAAGCCUCACUCUUUCUGCCUAGGGUGCUGGGUAACAAAGACCAUGAGAUGGUGAAGCGGCUGAGGGAGAGUCCGGGGCCACAUCACCAUGCGCAUCACCACAGCCGCCGUGCUGAGCGCCGGAGACGCCGACAUCGCGCUGGGAAAGGCCGGGCCUGA